AAAAAAAGGAUUUCAGAGUCAUGGCGUUUUUUCUGUUGCCCUUGCACUGAAGUCCUGACCGGAUGCAGUGUUCCUGGAGUGAGUCCCAGCUGUUGCCAGGCAACUGACUGAGGCAUUUGUAAAUAAACACCAGGGACCUCUUCCCCGGAAGACUGACCAAAGAAAACGGAGGUAUCAUUUCAUUUGGUAGCUAUUGUGUUUCUCUUAACAAAUCUAUGCAACAUGUCCUACAGUAACAACUGUUGGUAGACAUGAGCUCAAACAAGCUUUCUGCUGUGUUAGAGGAGCAGAUUCAACGCCUGUGUCUAAAUGACUUUCCAUGUGGACAUGGCACCUGGAGAAAGACCAAAGACUGUACAGAGGGAGCAAAGACAGAGGAGACAGACGCCCUCCUGGAUCUUCUACGCUGCCCUCACUCUCCGUGGCAGCAUGAUGAAUCAUGGAGCCCUCAAGCUCCGGCCCUGAGACAGCUGGCAGUACUAACACCUGAACGCCUGCACACAGACUUCAUUUACAAUUACUUUAUUACAUUUCGCAUCAUGGACAAGGACGUAACAGUCAUCGAUGAUGGCCUGUUAAAGUUCUCAAAGCUGGAGGAAUUGGUGCUGAGUGCCAACAAAAUCUCAGACAUCCAUGCAGAAAACCUUCCCAGCACUUUAAAGAUUUUGGAGCUACGUGCAAACCAGUUGUCUGCUCUGAACAGUCUCAACAACGGCUUGCCUCCUCGCCUACAGUACCUCGGCCUCGGCUCAAACUGUCUGGGUUCCUAUGACGAUGUCUGUUAUCUUACAGGAAGACACUGGCCACAGCUGGUGUGUCUGGACCUAAGUGACUGUGAGUUUCAGGACCAGCAGUCCCUGCUGAACGCCUUGAGCACGCUCCCCUGCCUCAGGACGCUGGUGCUGGAGGGAAACCCCUUCACUCUUGCUCCCUGCUACCCGGGUUUCACUGUGGACAGUCUCCCACAGCUCUCUUGUCUGGACGGCUCAUGGAUCUCCCCUGAGGAAAGACGUUGUUUUAGGGGCUUGGCCAAGAAGAGUGAUCUGAUAGUGGACCGGGCAUCAGCCACAGUGAGUGUGGGCAGGAUGAGGGGAAUCCCAGACCCAUUGAUGAGUGUGGAUGAAAAUGCUCCUGACUUCCCUGUUAUCAUCUACAGCUAUUUUAUCACAUACGAGUUCCUUAGUCAUCAAACUGUUAACCAGAAAUUCGACAGGGAGUGUAAAAUUGACACUGCACAUGUAACAGAAGACUGCUUCAGUGAUGCUGACCUACAAUCAAACAAAAAUUGUGAAAACGAAUCAUCCAAACCAGACACACAAGACUUCAUGGUGUAUACUGAGGAAACCUGCCAUGAUUUUGCACAUGUGUCAAGACACAGCACAUCAAAGCUGACAUGGUCAGACUGCAUGGCCUUCAGUGACACACAAACGUUCAUUGUUAGUGAUCUGGGAUGCUUAAAAAGAUUCUUCAAUCAAGGACUUUAUCUUACGAUAGAGGAGGAAAAGGUCCUGUCAUGGCCUGCAGCCUCUGAAGACAUCCCAGUGGCCAAACCCAGCCAAACUUUAAAAGAGAAGAAAGGCGGGAAAGAGAAAGAAUCUCCAAUCAAAUCUGGUUCCACCAAAGACAAGUCAAAAGACAAAAAGAAGAAAUCUGUACCAGAGCUGGUCCAGGAUGCCCCCAUCAGAAGAGUCCUUGGCUCUGUCCAUGUCCCCCUGCAAAGCCUGGUCAGAAGAGGUCAAAAGGUUGAGGUCCUCUGUGAGCUUGCUGCUCUACACACCGAGUCUGAGGUGGAAGCUACACAAACACUUGAAAAGGAUCUGGGAAAGAAAACCAAAGAGGACAAGGAAUCAAAGCAGAGAGGAGGCAGCAGUACUAAACCGAAGAAUACAGCAGCUUCAAAAGGCAAAGGAAAAGGAAGGAAAGAAUGCGAGGAGAUGGAUGUCCACACUGACAACUCUGUCUCCGCCCACCUGCAACUGGGGACUGUGGAGUUGAGUGUGGAGCUGGAGAAAUGGCAGUCUGCAUCUGAAGCUCAUCAACUUCUGCUCCCACACCAAAACUAAAGCAAACAGCCUUGUUUUGUCUUAAAGCAAGAUUUGCAGCUACACAAGGCUUGCCUACUUAUUUUCAGUUUGAGCUACUGUACGUCACAGAACCAUUUAUCUCCAAACCCAGUUCAGUCCUAGUUCAACUCAUGAUGAUGCAAUUAUAAGGAGAGCCUGCAACAAGCUGAAAAGUCAUGUAAAAGUGCAGUCUAAAACAUGCUGUCGAACCUUCCUUUAAUAGCGACUUUAAUGACUGUGCAGUGCACCCAAAGGUGCACACAAACAUCAUAAGCAGUGUGAAUAGUGCUUUCAGUUGAACAAUCAAUACAGAGAGGUUUCAUUUUAAAUGUAUACAUAAAUUUAAUUUAUUUUUAUACAGAUAUUCAAAACAUUUUCAAAGAAAUGCCUAUGUAUUUCAUUGUUUCAUACAGAAAGUAUCUUAAUUUCGAAGAAACCUUUUGGAAAGGACAUUUCACUGGAACUGAGGGGUUACAGUUAGGCGUGAAGUGCUUUAAGUUUCACCGCUUCUUUUUUUAAACAAUCACCCAUCAGUUCCUUCAUGAAGACCAUAAAAAAGUUCCUAAAGCCAAACAGCCCUGGGUCUCACUGCUCUACUCCAGGCAAGAGUGAGAAAAUCUCUCCCCUUUGAUUACCCAUCACAAAAUUACAUACAUACCAUCAAACCUUUAAGUACAUACUGUAGUAUUUUCAGGCAUAAAAAAAUAAACUAUAGCUCACAAAUUUUUUGCGCAAACUGAUAUUUUUUUCAAUUCAAAUAAACACCUUUCAUGAUACUAUAUUAUCUUUGUAUCUCCCCAACGAACUGUGCAAACAAUGUUAGGAUAUUGAUAAAUUAAAAUAUCUGAAGAUCAUCGCUUCUCCCACAUCCACCUACAGUAUCUCCUCAUUCACACAAACCCAGGACACACACACACACACACACACACACACACACACACACACACACACACACACACACACACACACACACACACACACACACACA
Messenger RNA from Perca fluviatilis (European perch), 3051 nucleotides. Its product is annotated as leucine-rich repeat-containing protein 43-like. The record is from RefSeq and is a predicted model, not a curated record. The transcript has 12 exons. Lineage: Eukaryota; Metazoa; Chordata; Actinopteri; Perciformes; Percidae. Gene Ontology annotation, molecular function: protein binding. The coding region runs from base 252 to 2063 and encodes 603 amino acids.